Messenger RNA from Phalaenopsis equestris, 895 nucleotides. RefSeq names its product putative 4-hydroxy-4-methyl-2-oxoglutarate aldolase 1. Gene Ontology annotation, molecular function: ribonuclease inhibitor activity. The transcript has 2 exons. Lineage: Eukaryota; Viridiplantae; Streptophyta; Magnoliopsida; Asparagales; Orchidaceae. Bases 173 to 679 code for a protein of 168 amino acids. Gene Ontology annotation, biological process: regulation of RNA metabolic process. The record is from RefSeq and is a predicted model, not a curated record.
GACAUUGGUGUAGACGAUGCCGGGCUGCCGGCCCAUUCAACCGAGCAAAUGUCGAUUGGCACAAUCUCCAACAUUCCCGCAUCAUGAGUCCACUGGUCUCUUGAUUGCUAAAUCGCCGGGAGAUAAAAAAUCCGCUCGAUUCGCUGAAGCGCGCCGAGGUAAGUAAACUUUAAUGGCUGCUUUACCUCUGGCAACUGCUGAACUGUGUGAUGCAAAUCCCCACUUAAUCUUGAAUGGCGAACUCCGCGCACUCCAUCCUACUUUCCAAAUCUACGGUCGGAGGCAGGUUUUCUCUGGCCCAGUCGUGACUCUCAAGGUCUUUGAGGACAACGUCCUUGUGCGCGAGUUCCUCGAGGAGAGGGGAAAUGGCAGAGUUUUAGUUGUAGAUGGCGGCGGAAGCAUGCGCUGUGCCAUUCUAGGAGGCAAUCCUGUACAACAAGCUCAGAAUAAUGGCUGGGCUGGUAUAGUUGUUAAUGGUUGCAUACGCGACGUUGAUGAAAUCAAUGGAUGCGAUAUAGGUGUCAGAGCUCUUGCUUCACAUCCAAUGAAGGCAAAUAAGAAGGGGAUUGGAGAAAAACAUGUUGCAAUAAACAUUGCAGGAACCAGAAUCAGUGAUGGUGAGUGGAUCUAUGCUGACACUGAUGGAAUUCUAAUUUCUCGGUCUGAGUUAACUGUUUGAGCUUCAGUGCAGCUGCUGUAUUUUUAUGUAUCAUCACUGAAUUCCCUCUCUGUUGAGCUUCCAAUCUGCUUGUCUAAACUUUGAGCUGCAUCUUAAUGAAGGAAGCUGCAUCUUAAUGAAGGAAUAAUGUAAUUUAAGCUUCAGCUGAUGCAGAGUCAUCAGAACCAGUUGUUUGCAUCGAUUAUCUUAGUCAAUUUUUCCUAUAAAUCAUCACAA